This is a messenger RNA of Lynx canadensis (Canada lynx), 2711 nucleotides long. It is a transcript of the gene P2RX1, whose product is annotated as purinergic receptor P2X 1. Gene Ontology annotation, molecular function: extracellularly ATP-gated monoatomic cation channel activity; purinergic nucleotide receptor activity; ATP binding. Lineage: Eukaryota; Metazoa; Chordata; Mammalia; Carnivora; Felidae. The record is from RefSeq and is a predicted model, not a curated record. Gene Ontology annotation, biological process: response to ATP; monoatomic cation transmembrane transport. Gene Ontology annotation, cellular component: plasma membrane; nuclear inner membrane.
AUCCAUCUUUGGAAUUUAUUUGUCCACAGACAGGGCUGGCCCACAGUCCAUUGCCUGCCAGGGGCCAAGAGCUGCUCUGACCACCCAAGGAUUCUCCUUCUCAAUCCAAAUGCCUCCAACUAACCCCUGGACUCCUGACCUCUGGGCCCAAGCUGCCUUGCCCUACCCUUCCUAAGGGACCAGGAAACCCCUAGAAGCUCCACUGUAGACGUGGGCGUUGACGCUGGUCUCACCUCAAGAGCAAAGGCUGUGCAAGGCGCUCAGUGAUUCUCAGCCCCUAGCCUGGCCCACCAUGGCACAGCGGCUCCAGGAUGAGCUGUCUGCUUUCUUCUUUGAGUAUGACACUCCCCGAAUGGUGCUCGUGCGUAACAAGAAGGUGGGCGUCGUCUUCCGCCUGAUCCAGUUCGUGGUUCUGGUCUACGUCAUCGGGUGGGUGUUUGUCUACGAGAAAGGCUAUCAGACCUCAAGUGGCCUCAUCAGCAGCGUGUCUGUGAAACUCAAGGGUCUGGCCGUGACACAGCUCCCAGGCCUGGGCCCCCAAGUCUGGGAUGUAGCUGACUACGUCUUCCCAGCCCAGGGGGACAGCUCCUUUGUGAUCAUGACGAAUUUCAUUGCAACCCGGCAGGUUCAAGGCUACUGUGCAGAGCACCCAGAAGGGGGCAUAUGCACAAAUGACACUGGCUGCACCCCAGGGAAGGCAGAAAGGAAGGCCCAAGGUAUCCGCACAGGCAAGUGUGUGGCCUUCAACGACACUGUGCAGACAUGUGAGAUCUUUGGCUGGUGUCCCGUGGAGGUGGACGACAACGUCCCACGCCCUGCCCUUCUCCAAGAAGCCGAGAACUUCACUCUCUUCAUCAAGAACAGCAUCAGCUUUCCACGCUUCAAGGUCAACAGGCGCAACCUGGUGGAAGAGGUGGAUGCGGCCUACAUGAGGACCUGCCUCUAUCACAAGGCCUUGCACCCACUGUGCCCCGUCUUCAAGCUUGGCUAUGUGGUACAAGAGUCAGGACAGAAUUUUAGCACCCUGGCUGAAAAGGGCGGCGUGGUAGGCAUCACCAUUGACUGGAACUGUGACCUGGACUGGCAGGUACAGCACUGCAAGCCCAUCUACGAGUUCCACGGACUGUAUGAGGAGAAAAACCUGUCUCCAGGCUUCAAUUUCAGAACACUGGACCUGAAACUGUUCUCCAUCACUCAUUUCUGCAACCUCACCCUUUCCCAAGGUUUGCCAGGGCACUUCGUGGAAAACGGGACCAACCACCGGCACCUCUUCAAGGUGUUUGGGAUUCGCUUUGACAUUCUCGUGGAUGGCAAGGUGAGUGUCCGGUUUGACAUCAUCCCCACAAUGACGACCAUCGGCUCUGGGAUUGGCAUCUUUGGAGUGGCCACGGUUCUCUGUGACCUGCUGCUGCUCCACAUCCUGCCCAAGAGGCACUACUACAAGCAGAAGAAGUUCAAGUAUGCGGAGGACAUGGGGGCCGGGGGGCGGGGAGCAUGACCCCGCGCCACCAGCUCCACCCUGGGCCUGCAGGACAACAUGAAGACAUCCUGACCCUCGGCCCCUGACUCCUAACCGGACACAGCAUGACACUUCAGGCGGGGGCCCUGGUGGGGUCCCAGCCAGGACACAGAGGUCUCCUCAGGAGCUCUCCAACCUCUUAGCCAGGCAGACACUAGUUGCCUGCGGCUCAGCGUGGACACUGGGAGAGACCUGUGCAGUUCUGGGCUCUGGCCCCAACUCCACAACCUCCAAGGGAGCUUCACCCAGCCUCAGCCACUCCUGGUCUAGAGCAGCUGGGGCUGGGCAAGGCUCCUCUCACACUCCUGUGUCAGAGAAGUGUGCUUCUCUCUCUGGGCCCUCACGCUACCCCACUGCCUCACGUCUCUAGAUCCAUGCUUUCCCAUAUGGCAGACACUAGCCAUGAUGACAAUUUAAAUUUAUAUUAACUUAAAUUGAAUAAAAUACAAAAUUCAGUUCCUAAAACUAGCCACAAUCACAACUGCUAAAUAGACACAUGGUCUAGCGGCUGCCAUAUUGAACCACGUAGAAUAUUGCAGAAAGUUCCAUUGACAGCUCUGCGUAAGCCCCAUUUCUUACUGGCCCCAGAUUUUCCUAGGGAGCUUAUCGACAGUGCAGGCACCUGGGGCCACCUCAGACCUCCUCAACCGAAUCUGUAGGGCUGGCCACAGAUCUGUAGGAUGGAAAACUCCAGACCAUUUUCAGGAUAUAAGUUCAAGAACUGCCUCUGAUUAGGUAUCAGAUUCAGCCUGGGCCUGCAUGGCCUCGCAGAUGCAGGUACUGAGCAGGUGUGCGGUGUGUUUAUAAGCCACGUGGUGUCUCACGUACACACCCCCAUACACACACUCAUCCACGUGCACACCCCCUUCCCACCCACACUCUGUUUUUGAACAGCUAGAGCCCUGCAAACACAACCAUCUAAACGUACCUAUGCCCCUCGAGUACAGACACAUGGUCCAUGCCACAGCACCUCCAUGGGGAUAUGCUUCUCCCCAAGUGUGUCAGGCUGAGACCGUCCCCUUCUAGCCAUGAAUCCUUACUCAGCUACCUCGGGUUGGGGUGGAGACCUGGCCAAAUCCUGGGCUUCCUACUCCUGUCCCAGCCUCAGCGCCUAAGGCCUGCCCAGUUCUGUUUGAACACAACGUCUGGGGAAAGUGAGGGGCGGAGUACAAUAAAAGGAAUGAGGACAAAC